Molecule: messenger RNA, 2457 nt
Organism: Rubroshorea leprosula
Lineage: Eukaryota; Viridiplantae; Streptophyta; Magnoliopsida; Malvales; Dipterocarpaceae
Source: the annotation of a GenBank genome assembly
GGAUUCUCUACUAAUUCUCCUUCCUUACUUCCCCAAUUCAAUAAGAAACGAAACCCAGAAACUUUGGCCUUCAGGGUUUUCAGUAUGAUUUCAAGUUUCAAGCUUUUGAUCCUGUUUUGUGCGGUUAUACCCUUUUCUGUGUCCCAAACCGAUGUUGCACCGCCUCCGGCGGCGGAUUCCUGUAAUGGGGUGUUUGUUUCUUAUGUUUAUGGUACUGGAUCUAAGUUGAAGCCUACUAAUAAGACCCACCAGGCGUACAGGUUUGAAUCAACGUUGACGGUGUUGAACAACGGGGACAGGGUGCUAAAGUCGUGGAGGGUUUUUGUGGGUUUCAAGCAUGAUGAGUUGUUGGUGUCGGCGUCGAAUGCGGUUCUGGUUGAUGGGAGUAGUUUCCCGGCGAGUGUUGGGAACGGGACUACUUUUGCUGGAUAUCCGAUGAGCGAUCUGAAAACGGCGAUUGAGACGGCCGGGGAUGUGACCCAGAUGCAGGUGCAGGUUAAGCUUGUGGGGACACAGUUCGGUGAGGCGCCUCCUGCUGUGCCGUUGCCGGAUAACAUUUCUCUCGUUAACGAUGGUUUUGAGUGUCCUGCGGCUUCUCUUCAAGGCACAAAUGAGAUGCAAGUAUGCUGCCCCAUAAACCCCAAUUUCAAGUCAAAUCUUACAGGAGCUGAUGAGUUCCUGCCCCGGCAAAGUGGUGAUCUUACAAUCAUGUAUGAUGUGAUCAGAACAUAUGAUUCGAACUACUGGGCACAGGUUACAAUUGCAAACCAUAACCCACUUGGGCGUCUUGAUAAUUGGAAGUUGAGCUUUGAUUGGAUGAAUGAUGAAUUUAUCUAUGCCAUGAAAGGGGCUUAUCCAUACAUGGUUGAUGCAUCUGACUGCAUAUUUGGUCCCCAAGGAACAUACUAUAAGGAUCUGGACUUUGCUAAUGUUUUGAAUUGUGAAAGAAGGCCAACUAUUAUUGACCUCCCUCCAACAAAGUUCAAUGAUACAACUCUCGGACAGAUCCCUUCAUGUUGCCGAAAUGGUACCAUCUUGCCGCCAACCAUGGACCCAAGCAAGUCAACUUCAUCAUUUCAGAUGCAGGUCUUUAAAAUGCCUCCAGAUCUUAAUCGAUCAGAGCUCUCUCCACCUCAAAACUGGAAUAUCAAUGGCACCCUGAACCCUAAUUAUAAAUGUGGUCCUCCUGUCCGGGUUAGCCCUAGCCAGUUUCCUGAUCCAAGUGGCUUGCCAUCAAAUAGAACUGCAUUUGCUAGCUGGCAGGUGGUUUGCAAUAUUACACAGCCCAAGGGGGUGAGCCCUAGAUGCUGUGUAUCAUUUUCUGCAUACUACAAUGCUUCAGUUAUUCCAUGCAGAACUUGUGCAUGUGGGUGCCCCAGCAGCACGUCUCGUACUUGUAGUGAAACUGCUUCAGCCAUGCUUCUUCCACCCGAGGCACUUCUUGUCCCAUUUGAGAACCGCACUGUGAUGGCCAGAGCUUGGGCUGAUCUUAAACACUGGUCGGUGCCUGAUCCAAUGCCUUGUGGUGAUAAUUGUGGGGUCAGUAUCAACUGGCAUGUUUAUACAGACUAUACUCGUGGAUGGAGUGCAAGAAUCACUCUUUUCAACUGGGAUGAAACUGCUUUUUCUGAUUGGUUUGCUGCAGUAGAAAUGGAUAAAGCAGCCGCUGGUUUUGAGAAAACUUAUUCAUUCAAUGGAAGCCUCAUGACUGAUGUUAAUAAUACCAUAUUCAUGCAAGGCCUUCCGGGAUUGAACUAUCUUGUGGCAGAAACAGAUGGAGCUAAUCCAUCUAAGGAUCCUCGGGUGCCUGGAAAACAACAGACGGUGAUCUCAUUUACCAAGAAAACUACCCCUGGAAUUAAAGUGGCAGAAGGUGAUGGGUUCCCAACGAAAGUAUUCUUCAAUGGAGAGGAGUGCGCACUUCCUUCAAUGUUUCCAAAAAGCAGUGGUAAUAGAAAGGCAUCCAGUACCAUACUUUCAGUCUUUUUAGCUGUUAUGGCAUUCAUAUUGAUGCAGCUAUAGUUGGGGCAAGGCACUGCUUGGGUUCUCUGGUCUUCCCAAAGUAGUAUUUUUUUAGGUGUCUGCAGACAGCUGCACCAACCUACUGCUCGGUUUUGUAGCUGAUGCUGAUUAGUUCAUUCUUUCAGUGGUUUAUUUUUUCACUUGAUCAGCACUGUGGUUUGUCAUUACCAGACACCCACACCUUGAUUCUUAUAUAGAGGAUGCUAUGGAUUUUUUAGUCAUGACUAGGCUUCUUGUUGCUGAUGUCAUCCAGAAAUGCUUAUAGAUACAUAAAUGUCAUGGUAUUCACUAUUCAGACGUUGUAUAAAACUAUUGCUGGAUGAACAUAAUUUGUGGACAGUGUGAAGGUUGCCUAAAGGAGUUCCAAUUUGCUGACCCAAAAGCCUUUUGGAAGAUGUCCUUUCUGCAGAACCAUAAAAAACGAGCGGUUGUUUU